AUGAGGAGAGACGAAAUCGCUUGGUUGUUCUUACACUUGCCUGAAGAUGUUCUAAAGGACGGUGACGAGGGAAUGCCCAAAAGCUUAGAGGAUCUGCGCCGUAAUGAGGGGGUUUAUCAGCCUAAUAUUCGCCUCUUACCCGACACCCGCUUGAGAUGGAACGAUGAAGGCUGGAAAAAGCGCGGCCUGUACGGAAUGGUUGGAUAUCAUCUGUUCUAUACACUUACAAAAGGAGAGCCUCUGACUCCGAAUCCAUACGUUGCUGGUAAAGUGUCCGGCGAUAUGUUCCUUCUGCAAGCUUCGGAUGACAUCGAUAGCGGUUGGCGGCGGUUCUAUGUGGACGUCAGUUCCGAAAUAGGGUUUUCGAGCCAGGGGGGGAAGACAUAUAUUGAAGACCCUCACAUUGGUCGUUUUGAAAUACAGAUGAGGAGCGUUGAGCAGCUUGGGGGAUCAUGGACGCGCUACUACUUUGUCCUUACUGUCGGAUUAAGCAUGCCGGUUUUACAAAGCAAUUCUACGACAAUAGCCUACAACCUGUUCUCUCCAUGGUCAUAUUUCAGCGCUGAGACGUCGUAG
This is a messenger RNA of Letharia columbiana, 576 nucleotides long. RefSeq lists its product as uncharacterized. The coding region runs from base 1 to 576 and encodes 191 amino acids. The record is from RefSeq and is a predicted model, not a curated record. The transcript has 2 exons. Lineage: Eukaryota; Fungi; Ascomycota; Lecanoromycetes; Lecanorales; Parmeliaceae.